AUGUCUGCCAAGGAUCUGUACGUUUCAGUGCUGGAGUCUUCAUCGGCCACAAAAAGGGACGCAAAACAGUAUCUGCAGACGUUCGCUCCCACAGUAGCUAAAAGUCCGGCUGAAGCUUCGUCUGCCGAGGCUGUUGGAGCCAUCAAUGUCGACCCCUUGAGGAAUGGAGCUCGUGCUAUUAGCGAGACCCCCAGGUUCGUGCAGGGCUCAGUCACGACAAAGCGAGCACCUGUUGACGCCGUACCCCAUGCCGCCCUCAUCAAGUUCAGACUCCCGCAGGAGGCCGACGAGGCCACAUUGAAAGGAGUGGCCAAGACACUCGCGCAGCUUCGUGUGCUCGGCCUGGUGAGCGUGAUCGUCCUCGACUGUGAGCUGAGGCCUGACGACAAGUACUGGUCUCGCAGCCUGAUCCAGCAGGCUUACAGACUAGCCGGAGCCAUUGAUGAGUAUGGGGAGCCUUGGACAACAGUCAUGAUGGAUUCCCCGCUAUCAACUCAACCUCCCCCAUCUGAGAGUCGAAGCUCGCCAUUGAUUUCCAACACUACCGUUGUUGCGGAGGGUAGUUCCAUCCUGGCGGCUCUCAACAAGGGCUCGGCCAUCAUCAUCCCACCCAUUGUUCAACAAUAUGGCGGGAACUCCCAGCCUAUCGACCCCGAUGAAGUAGUGUUAUCUCUCACACGGUACCUCUCGGGCUUGCAGUUGGCUAGGCCGUCUGGACCCGGAGGAGAGUACGAAGAGGGUUUUACAUUACCAGCAAGAAAGGCGUUUGUCGAUCGGGUGAUUAUCCUAGAUCCUGUCGGCGGCAUUCCCGCCAAGAAUCGUUGGAAUAACGCUCAUGUAUUCCUGAACCUCGAGGACGAGGUUGAAACUGCAAAGACACAUCUACGGUCUUUGAACUCAAUUUCGCGAGAAGCGAACACGAGCGACUCCUCUGUGCAGGCUCACAUGAGAAACCUUGACCUGACUAAAGACACACUUUCGAUCUUACCUUCAACAUCUUCAGUGUUGAUCACAACGCCCAGAGAAGCGGCAAACCUGCAUUCCCGAAGCGAAGAUGCUUACGAAGGUGGCGUGAUGGGGUUCGUGGGCACAGUCGGGACGAGGAGAAGUCACAAUCCCUUGAUACAUAACCUCCUCACGGAUCGUCCAACACACUCAUCAUCACUCCCUCUUGGCCGGAUCAAACCCAUCUCGCGAACUGCGGACCCUAGCAGCAGCCCUGUUAUGUCAUCUACGACAUUGGCUAAAAGAGGCAUGCCGGUGACGAUCUACCCAGAUCCAGGGUCAGCAGGAUGGGCGCCUCCAAGGCCUGGGGCACCUAGACUCAAAUUGACCGAUUCCUGCAUCGACAUGCCCCGCCUGGUUCAUCUGAUCGAGGAUUCCUUCGACAGAAAAUUGGACGUCCAGCACUACCUGAACCGUGUCGAAAAGAGCCUUGCAGGCAUCAUCAUUGCCGGAGAAUACGAAGGAGGUGCAAUUUUGACUUGGGAAAGACCAUUCGGCAUGGACGAGAAGACAGCGUAUGAGAGUGGACGGCUAGUUCCGUACUUGGACAAAUUUGCUGUUCUCAAAAAGAGCCAGGGGGCAGGAGGCGUUGCGGACAUUGUUUUCAAUGCCAUGGUGAGAGAUUGUUUCCCCGAGGGCGUGUGUUGGAGGAGCAGGAAGAACAACCCUGUCAACAAGUGGUAUUUCGAGCGGUCACGAGGGACCAUGAAGCUGUCGGAGUCGGACUGGUCGAUGUUCUGGACAACGCCUCAGGUGACGCUGAAAGAUGAGAUGAUGAAGGACUACGAGGAUGUGUGCCGGAAGAUUCUGCCUUCAUGGGCGGAUAAAAAGCACAUCGUAGACUAG
Messenger RNA from Diaporthe amygdali, 1851 nucleotides. RefSeq lists its product as uncharacterized. Lineage: Eukaryota; Fungi; Ascomycota; Sordariomycetes; Diaporthales; Diaporthaceae. Gene Ontology annotation, cellular component: mitochondrial matrix. The transcript has a single exon. The coding region runs from base 1 to 1851 and encodes 616 amino acids. Gene Ontology annotation, molecular function: L-glutamate N-acetyltransferase activity, acting on acetyl-CoA as donor; arginine binding. The record is from RefSeq and is a predicted model, not a curated record. Gene Ontology annotation, biological process: L-arginine biosynthetic process.